This is a messenger RNA of Paraphaeosphaeria sporulosa, 962 nucleotides long. RefSeq lists its product as uncharacterized. Bases 47 to 820 code for a protein of 257 amino acids. The transcript has a single exon. Lineage: Eukaryota; Fungi; Ascomycota; Dothideomycetes; Pleosporales; Didymosphaeriaceae. The record is from RefSeq and is a predicted model, not a curated record.
CACCACCCUCACAAUAUGUGUGCUUUUUGUUUUUCUUAGUGUGACUAUGUCUGCUUAUCGUGACGAAUCGCAGCGUGCCCGCAAACGUGCCACGGACCGCAAGUCGCAACGAAACCAUCGCGAACGUCAAAGAGCCUACGUGCAGCAACUUGAGCAAUCGUUGGCCACGCUCAAGGCUGCCGCCCAUUCUGAUCAGCUUGUGAGUAGUCUUCUUGCCGAGAUUGAUCGUCUUCAGAAGAAGUGCACCACUCUGGAGGCGCAAGUUGCACGCAUCCGGGCCGUUGUGUGUGAUCACCCUGAGAGUGCGGGCGAAGAGGCGCCAGUCGGAGAUACUCAUCCUGGGUUGAGCCUCGACGUCUGUGAAAGUGGGCGAUCAGAUCAAAUUGGGGUUAUCGCCUCGGUCGAUGAUGAGCUGUCGGCCAUGGGGGUUGCCAUGUGCGCCCCAGACGUAACACUAGCCGUUGGCGACGGUUGUCUAUCUGUCGAAGACUGCAGCAUGUCUGCGUUCGACUGGGAUCCGUCAGCAGGAGAUGGAAUUUUGCAAGCAAUGGCUCCCAUCCAGACUCUCGGAGACGUUGAGCCAAUACAAAACGUCACAGACGUAUGCUUCAAACAUUUCCAUACUAGGCGUACUUCGAUCCAGGGCCCGCUAGUGCCAUUGUCCAACGCAUGUCUUACUACAUCGACCUCACCUGGCCUGCCCCGCUACACUGCUGCAGCCGGUGAGGCAGACAUAUUUCUGUUGGCCGCUCGCCAAGCUUGUCAAAAUGGACAGCUUCCUUCGAGAGAGUGGCCGUUUCAACAACACAGGGCUAAGUGAACAUUAAUUGCCUCGCCUGUGCUACCACUCUCUAACAAAGCACAGCAAAUCUCACACGAAAUGCCCGAAAAGAGGUUCGUUUCAAAGACGGCACCGUCAUACCUCCAGGUGCUAUCCUUAAAGCACCGGCGCUGCACCUUCA